CCUUGUCACUUGCAGACUCUGAACAGUAUUUGCACAUUCUGAGGUGGCUUUUGUUUGACACCUUUCAGUCUGGUUCCUCCUUGUGGGACCUCAAGAGCAGACUCAGACUCUACCCAUACCUGUGUUGCUGAACAAGAAGUCCAGAGUUCGUGAGAAGCUUCUAUAAUGGUCUGUUUGGCCUUCAUCAGAGCUGCCCAUGAGCACAUCUACCUGGUGAGGAAAGUCAGUCAUGUCUGCAGAUGUCAUCAACAUCGGGCUUGGGGCUCAAGGCCAGCUGCAUCGCAGUUUGCUGUCCAGGGUGCUCCAGGCCGUGUGCUGGAGCUGCUUGGUAAAUCCUACCCUCAAGAUGACCACACUAACCUCACCCAGAAAGUCCUUUCCAAGGUGGGCAGGAACCUGCACAAUCAGAAGUUCCACCCUCUGUGGCUGAUUAAGGAGCGGGUGAAGGAGCACUUCUACCAGCAGUACAUGGGGCGAUCCAGGACACCUCUGUUCUCCGUCUAUGACCAGCUUUCCCCAGUGGUCACCACCUGGCAGAACUUCGACAGCCUGCUAAUCCCAGCUGACCACCCCAGCAGGAAGAAGGGGGACAACUAUUACUUGAAUCGGGGACACAUGCUGAGAGCACACACAUCAGCACAUCAGUGGGAUUUGCUGCAUGCGGGGCUCAAUGCCUUCCUCGUGGUAGGUGAUGUGUAUCGGCGUGACCAGAUUGAUUCCCAGCACUACCCAGUUUUCCACCAGCUGGAGGGCGUCCGACUCUUCUCCAAGCAUGAGUUAUUUGCUGGUGUAAAGGAUGGAGAAAGCUUGCAGCUCUUUGAAGAAAGUUCUCGCUCUGCUCAUAAGCAAGAGACACACACCAUGGAAGCUGUGAAGCUUGUGGAAUUUGACCUUAAACAAGUACUCACUAGGCUUGUGACACAUCUUUUUGGAGAUGGGCUGGAGGUCCGGUGGGUGGACUGCUACUUUCCCUUUACCCACCCUUCCUUCGAGAUGGAGAUCAACUUCCGUGGAGAAUGGCUUGAAGUCCUCGGCUGCGGGGUGAUGGAACAACAGCUUGUCAAUUCAGCUGGUGCUCAGGAUCGGAUCGGCUGGGCUUUUGGCCUGGGAUUAGAGAGACUGGCUAUGGUCCUCUACGACAUCCCGGACAUCCGCCUUUUCUGGAGUGAGGAUGAGCGCUUCCUGAAGCAGUUCCGCCUGUCAGACAUCAAUCAGAGCGUCAAGUUUCAGAGAUGGUUCUUCCAAGAAGAAAGGGCCACAGGAAUACAAAGGAAGAUGGGAAAACAGCUCUGUCCUCUUAGCAAGUACCCCGCUGUGUUCAAUGACAUUUCAUUCUGGCUGCCCUCCGAGAACUACACGGAGAAUGAUUUCUAUGACAUUGUCCGAACAGUCGGAGGAGACCUGGUGGAAAAGGUUGAUCUUAUAGACAAGUUUGAACAUCCAAAGACACACAGGACCAGCCAUUGCUACCGCAUUACCUACCGCCACAUGGAACGGACACUGUCCCAGAGAGAAGUCAGCAGUGUCCACCAGGCUGUGCAGGAGGCCGCUGUGCAGCUACUGGGUGUGGAAGGCCGUUUUUGAUAUCAUGCAUUACACAGGCUGCAGCCCUCACGGAGCUCCAGGACUCGCCAGAAAGGGGAAACACAUUGUUUGUGAACUGGAGUGUCUGUCCUCGUUUGAUAAAUGGGUCUGCUUUAGGACUUUCAGGAAAUAAAGGAUCACUUUUUAGAAGCA
Rattus rattus (black rat) is the source of this 1737-nucleotide messenger RNA. It is a transcript of the gene Fars2, whose product is annotated as phenylalanyl-tRNA synthetase 2, mitochondrial. The record is from RefSeq and is a predicted model, not a curated record. Gene Ontology annotation, cellular component: cytoplasm; mitochondrion. NCBI's taxonomy places the organism in Eukaryota, Metazoa, Chordata, Mammalia, Rodentia, Muridae. Gene Ontology annotation, biological process: phenylalanyl-tRNA aminoacylation. Bases 166 to 1584 code for a protein of 472 amino acids. The transcript is spliced from 8 exons. Gene Ontology annotation, molecular function: phenylalanine-tRNA ligase activity; ATP binding; tRNA binding.